Molecule: messenger RNA, 3412 nt
Organism: Varanus komodoensis (Komodo dragon)
Lineage: Eukaryota; Metazoa; Chordata; Lepidosauria; Squamata; Varanidae
Gene: FANCB
Product: FA complementation group B
Exons: 8
Coding region: 31-2550 (839 amino acids)
Biological process (GO): interstrand cross-link repair; replication-born double-strand break repair via sister chromatid exchange; positive regulation of double-strand break repair via homologous recombination
Cellular component (GO): Fanconi anaemia nuclear complex
Source: RefSeq, a predicted model, not a curated record
CGGUGUACCAUGGAUAUUUUUUGAAGAAAAAUGUUAACAGAUCAACAAGAGAAGCUGUUGUCUUAUAAUGGGGAACUCCUUAUUUUUGAACUGUCAAAAGGCAAAACCUCACAGGGUGACAUUACAAGAACAAGCACAUUACAUGUCACUCGAAGGACUUUUGACAAUGGUACUAAAUCGUUCAUUGAAACAUCCACUGGGUCAUUUAGCAUGUGUGGAAAAGAUGUUGAAAUGAUUCAUUGCAAUUGUACGUCUGACUUCAGGACAGGAAUUCUUCAUCCCUGUAUUCUGUUGAAAAGGAAAAAGAAGAAGAAUAUUAAAUAUAUUCUACUACUGCUUCACAAUUGCAAUAAAUUUGAGCAGCUGAUUCAGUUUAAACUUGACUAUGAACUUGAGGAACCUGUAAAAUUACUUGCAGGCCCAACAGUUGUAUGGACCUAUGAAAAAAAAUUGUUCUAUAUCUCUUCCCAAGCUAGUAGUGUUUCAUGUGCCCCUAUUCAGUUUUCUUCUAUCAAAUGGGCAGGUGAAAUUGAGGGUGAAGGGAGUGUUGUUUUAGGUAUCAGAGAUGCUUGUUUGCCGAAAGGAGAAAAUGGCCCAAGUGUUGCCAAAUCAGAUGUCCUUAUCUGGGGAAGCGAGUGUUCUUUGUAUGUGGUACAGAAACAGAAAGUGCUAACUAGUGCUAAUUUUGUGCCCCAUGCUUAUAGUAGCGUAAUAUCUUGUGUGGACAUUUCUAAAGCCACAGUGGUGAGAGGCAAGUUUAAGACAUCAGUUUUUGCAGUCACAUGCAAAAGCCAGCUGAUCUUUUUCCAAGAUGGUAAGCCUAAAGACAUUCAGCAGCUUCAAUUCGAGAAGCCUUGUUCAGUACAAAUAGCAACAGUGGAAGGAAACAACCAGUUGGUGGUUGUGGCAUUUACUUCAGGAGAUGUGUGUGCAAUAUGGAAACAUAAUUUGCAGGUGGCGUGUUUCUGGAAAAAUGUAAGGUCUGUACUGGUAGAUGAUUUUGCUGGCGUUGGAACUGAACAAAUCUUGAUUCUUUUAAAGACAGGCUCUGUUUCAGAAAGCUUAAAUACAUUCCAAGUAACAGACUUUGGAAAGGUUCACUAUAUGGGUAAUACAAGCUAUGAAGAUGAUUCAUCUUCAGAAGUGCUCCAGGAGAAUCGCUUUCUUACCAUCAAAGCACUUGAAGGAAGAUUACAGGCUGGCUUUGCUUCUGUUCGAGAACUACAACAGCAUUUACGGCUCAAAGAAAAAGUUCUGAUGCAAAGCUGUGAUGCUUUAAUAGACAUUGUUCAAGAUCAGAAACAUAGUCUUCCACGUGCAGUAAAGGAUGGUCUUGUUGCUCUCUGGGAUGAAACAGAGAAAACUUUUGAUAAUGACAUAUCAACACCAUCUAAAGACCCAGAACACCUUAUAGAGGAGGUUUGGUAUCGUGUCGUGGAGGAUAACUUAAUAGUUGGAGUGAAACUAAUGGAAGCAUUUGAAAUGAUGGUUAGUGAUGUCAGUUUAUCUCUGAUACUGAACCGGAAACGCCAUUCUGUUUCUCCAGUUAAAUGCCAGUGUAAAGUAUUUACGUUGAAGAAAGCCACGCUAGCAGAUUGUGCGUCGCAUUGGCAAGUGGAACAGUUACCUAAAAGGAUCAAGUUAGAUUGUGUUCCUUUUCAUGAUGACAAUGGAGAUCUUUCUUGGGUGAAAGGAGAUAAAACAAAAAUCUUUACUGCAGUUACUUACCUGCCCUCUUUCUUGGCGUUGCAUCAAGUACAUUGUAAGGUACUACUGCAUGCAAAGAAGAAAAGUUGUGGAGAUGAAAAUCAGCAGAAAAGUGAGAAACUGACUUUACUGUGUGGAGAUAUUAAAUUAAGUCUGGCAGAGAUUUCUACUGGGACAUAUGCAAUAGAUCUGAAAGAUUAUAAAGAUACAGGCUCCUUGAAAGAUCUUGUUGCACUUUGUGCCUUGUCACAUAAGCUGGCAUUUCAAAUAACCUCGGACUACACCCUGAUAGUUAUAAACACAUGGCUAACAAAACAAAUGGAGUGUACACCAAUCAAGGAAUGUCCUGAUUAUGUGAUUUGUUGUAAAUCUGGGAAUCUGAAUGGCACUCUCUUUAAGUGGAAUCCAAAGGGACCAUUUGAAGGAACCUUAACAAUUUUUUGCAGGCAUCAAACUGUCUUGUUCCAGUGUCUUCAUAACCUCAUUGAAUCACUACCACCAAACUGCAAGAUAAAACAUCUAAAGAUAGGAAGCAAGAAGGUACUUGCUGAACAGCUUGCACUUGCCAUAGUGAAUGAAAUCGUUACUCUCCGGCAUUCCUUCUCUUCAGCACUAAGUCAAACUGAAAGCAAAUUGUCUCUCAGUUAUGAGGAAACCAGUGAAACAACCAGUAUCUCUGCAAUGCAGCACGUCAGAGAAGCCUUUAAAAAGGCACAAAAGCAAACCAUGCUGGGUAUGAACCAAACAAUAAGUGGUGCCUUAUACAGAGGACUUGUUUCGAAUGUAUUUGAAUCUCAGCUGAAUUCUGACAUGAUUUCAUGGCAAUGCUCUUCGCUCUUUUAAUUUUGUUUGGAGUUACUUAUUAACAAAAAUGAUAAUGCAAUGCACUGUAAUGACCACAUUCAGGUGUCUGGAAAUCAUAUAUGGUAAAUGCAUGAUGAGGAGGUACAUGGGCAAGUCAUCAUUCUUCAGAAAGUAUCCCUUCAUAGAAAUGCUUGAAAUAGUGGAAUCAGGUAGCAUGUUCCUUCAACUGUGUUGAAGAUGGAGAGUUUCUGAAUGCCUGAUUAGAAUUUAUGCUAAUUCAUAUUUAUGAUUCAAUGACUUUCUUUUAGUAGUGCUGUUCUGUUAGUGUAAGUGAUUACAAGGAUGUUAUUUUGCAAAUUUUCAAAUGGAUAUAUAGAAAAGCCUAUAUUUUGGCUGAAUGGAUGUAUGCUUACCUAUUUAUAUGCCUUUUGUCCAUAUUCUGUAUUUGCACCCUUGCUGGUAAAUCUCUUCCUAGAAAAGCAGAUGGAGUCUUUGGUGGAGGAAAAGGGAGUGAUAGGACCAGGAAAGCCUGAAGAGGCAUUUGGAAUUUCUUGACUCUGUAAUAUCUAGGUCAGGUAUAAGAUGGGAUCCUGUUUCCACUGGAACAUGCUGCUGCUCACAGUAGUUAACACAGAUUUUUAACCAAGUUUUAUUUCACAACACUUCUGGGGAAAACUCUUAUGGUAGAUACUUUCAGCUUAAGGCAAUUCCACUUGUGCAUUUAUUUUUAAAUAGCUGUCCACUGUAACUUGUUAUAUUAAUCUGUCACAACAGGCAUGGGCAAUUGCCUUGAGCGAAUGGAGGUUCAAUAUCCAGGUUAAUCUGUUCAGUUAAUAUGCACUAGGGAGGCAGUUUCAUAUAUUGGAUGUUGUAAGAGGUGCUGUCUCUAUAUAUGGAUACU